This is a messenger RNA of Ailuropoda melanoleuca (giant panda), 2649 nucleotides long. RefSeq names its product interleukin 27 receptor subunit alpha (gene IL27RA). The transcript is spliced from 14 exons. Bases 108 to 2072 code for a protein of 654 amino acids. NCBI's taxonomy places the organism in Eukaryota, Metazoa, Chordata, Mammalia, Carnivora, Ursidae. Gene Ontology annotation, molecular function: interleukin-27 receptor activity; protein binding. The record is from RefSeq and is a predicted model, not a curated record.
GGACGCUUCCCGUCGCCGCCCGGCGCUGGGGCCGGAGAGCGAGGCGAGCGGCGCGGCCGCGCUGGGCCGGGCAGGGCCCGGCGGGACUCGGGGCGCGCGGGGGCGCCAUGCGGGGGGUCCGGGCCGCCCCCUUCCGGCCGCGGCUGAAGCUGGUGCUGCUGCCUCUGCUAGUGCUGCUGUGCCACCGGACUCGGUCCCAGGGCAGCCCUGGGCCACUGCAGUGCUAUGGAGUUGGACCCUUGGGCGACCUGAACUGCUCGUGGGAAGCUGUGGGGGACCUGGGAGACCCCUCCAUGCUGCACCUCCAGAGCCAGAAGUACCAUUCCAACAGAACGUGGACUGUGCCAGUGCCUACCGGGCAGAGCUGGGUGACCAUCCCGCGGGAACAGCUUACCAUGUCUGAUGAACUGCUUGUCUGGGGUACCAAGGCAGGCCAGCCUCUCUGGCCCCCAGUCUUCGUGAACCUGGAAACCCGAAUGAAGCCAGGUGCCCCCCAGCUGUACCCCGAUGUCGACUUCUCAGAGGAUGAGCCCCUGGAGGCCACUAUCCACUGGGCCCCACCUGUGUGGCCACCCCAUAAGGUCCUGGUUUGCCAGUUCUACUAUCGAAGAUGCCAGGAGACAACCUGGACCCCGCUGGAACCGGAAGUGAGGUCCAGGCCCCUGUCCCCUGUUGAGAUCCAGGACCUGGAGCUGGCCACUGGCUAUGAGGUGCAUGGCCGCUGCCGAAUGGAGAAGGAAAAGAAUCUGUGGAGCGAGUGGAGCCCCGUUUUGUCCUUCCAGACGCUGCCCUCUGCUCCAAAAGACGUAUGGGUAUCCAGGAACCUCUGCGGGACACCAGGCAGACAAGAACCCCUGCUUCUGUGGAAGGACCGGGGGCGCUGCAUGCAGAUGAGCUACAGAGUCUGGUUCCAGGCUGAAGACCAGGAGCUGGUCCAGAAGACGGUUCCCUGCUGCAGCUCCUUCAUCCCAACCCAAGCCGAGUGGGUCGGGGUGUCUGCCGUCAAUGCCACGAGCUGGGAGCCUCUCACCAACCUUUCUCUGGCCUGCUUGGGUCCAGAUUUCGCCCCCCACGGCGUGGCGGUCAGCAACGUUGCCGGGAGCACGGAGCUGCUGGUGACUUGGCAGCGGGGGCCUGGGGAGUUGCAGGAGCACGUGGUGGAUUGGGCUCGAGACGGGGAUCCCCUGGAGGAUCUCAACUGGAUCCGGCUUCCCCCUGAGAACCUCAGUGCCCUAUUGCCAGGGAAUUUUGAAGGAGGGGUCCCGUACCGAAUCACAGUGACAGCAGUCUCUUCUUGGGGUUUGGCCCCUGCCCCCUCAGUCUGGAGGUUCAGAGAGGAACUGGCACCCCUAGCCGGGCCAGUGCUUUGGCGACUCCAGGAUGCACCCCCAGGGACCCCUGCCAUAGCGUGGGGAGAGGUCCCAAGGCACCAACUCCGGGGCCAUCUCACCCACUACACUUUGUGUGUACAGAGUGGGACCAGGCCUUCUGUCUGCAUGAACGUCAGUGGCAGCACCCGGAACAUCACCCUGCCCGACCUUCACUGGGGUCCUUGUGAGCUGUGGGUGACCGCAUCCACCAUCGCAGGACAGGGGCCACCUGGUCCCAGCCUCCGGCUUCACCUACCAGAUAACACCCUGAAGUGGAAAGUUCUGCCAGGUGUCUUUCUCCUGUGGGGCUUGCUCCUGACGGGCUGUGGCGUGAGCUUAGCCACCUCUGGAAGGUGCCUCCACCUUCGGCACAAGGUACUGCCCCGCUGGGUCUGGCAGAAGAUUCCGGAUCCAGCCAAUAGCAGUUGUGGCCAGCCCCACAUGGAGGAGGUGCCUCAGGCUCAGCCCCCUGGCGACUUCCCCAUCCUGAAAGUGGAGGAGAUGGAGCCACUACCAGUUACGGAGCCCCCCCAGGCCUCCACCCAGCUGGACUCUGGCUAUGAGAAACACUUCCUGCCCACCCCUGAGGAGCUGGGUCUUCUGGGCCCGCCCCCAGGUCCCAAGUUCUGGCCUGAGCCCACCCCAGGCCAGGAGAGGGGUGUCCACUUGACAGAUGAAGACACUGAGGCUCAGAGAGGCUGAGUCACGUGCCUGAGGACACCCAGCCAGGAAGAACAGGUCGAAGGACCCCUACGAGAAGGGCCUGGCCCUACGGGAACUAUGUGGAUGGAGGAGGGAGCAAAGGAAAAUGUAUGGAAUCGAGCGGAGCUGCCUCCCCAGGUCUGUCCUGCUGCUGCUGACAGAACUGUAGCUGGGCGUCCCUGUCGCCUUCCCUGCAGCCAGGCGCAACCCUGGACCGAGUUCUCGGCGGCAGAACGCGAGUGGAAGUGCCCUGGGCUGAUGCCCAGACGAUGGCCCGGCGGGGACGGGGCUCCUCCGCAUUCCCUCCCCUGGCCCCCGACCCAGCUGUAGCCCCGCCGGAGGGGAACAUGGAGCAAGAGGUGUAAAGGAACCUCAGUCCCCAAGUGACUGCUGACUCGGAGCCUCCCCAGAGAAAUAUACGUUUACGUUUUAUAGCUACCGUAGCCGGGCGCUUUGGACGGCAGCCGCGUCUGAACUCACGCCGGCUCCGUCCCUGCUUCUAGCAGGAGCCGAGCCCUCGCUUUCCCACCGGGAGGUGGGAGGCAGUUCCGUGCCAACAACACACACACUCAAGCUG